ACAAAUACACUUAUAGAAACAUACAGGAAGUGAGCAAAACUUGUGAACUGUUUCCCAUGCAACCCAUUUACACUGAAGGCACUGUGCAACAAGCUUCAAUGUGGAUUCAAUGCCGACUCUAAGCUCAGACUCUAAGUGUCCACGGCCUGAAAACAUCGGCCAAGGAAGCUCCAUAAAUGCCAACACUCUGGAAGAGUUUGCCCAAGAUCUGGCAGCGAUCAUAAUCCAGUCAUCUCUUAAACAAAUGGAAAAGCUGGAACCCGAGGUACCACAACCCAAUCAAACACCAGAGGUGUUAGCUGAGGAGUUGGUAUCAGCAAUCAUUGAGAUUGCUCUUAAAGAAGUUUGCAUACCUCAAUAUACCGAUGGUCUUAUAUCAAGCCGACAAGAGAAUGUUAAUACAUCAGGGGAAGAAGAGGACCUGUUGGAGCAAGAGAUGGUCUCAGUCAGGGAAUUACAGACCCCUAAAAACCCAGAGUCCAGCCAUCCACCUCUCUACCAGUCAGGUCUUCCUGCUGUAGGUUCCCUCGACUACCCAGAUGCCCCUCCGACAACCCCUCUCCUCCCUGAGCUUGAGAGGAGCAGGAGCAGUUUCGCUCGUAAGCUCAAAGGUGGACUAGCGAAGGUCUUCUUGCCCUCACCUCCUCCACCAACUCCAAAAGACAAGGAGGACAACUCAGAAAUCAGUGACACUCAAGUGGAGCUGAUGGAGCAUUUGAUGCAUUCUUUGUCUACAAAUGACCCAUCAGGAGACCGCGUGGAAGCCCAUGGGACCACUGUGGAUGCUUUCGCAGAGGUUCUAUCAUGUGACAUAUUAAGCUGGGUCUUGAGCAUGAAAAACAAGAAGCAGGUAUCAGAUGAGAGAGAUCUUCACAUGCUAGCCCAUCAACUGGCUGAAACAAUCAUCAACUCCUCCAUGGAUGAAGCUAAAUGCGAGCUCAUAUCUGAGGGGGGAGUAUCUGUUCAGGACUUAUGAAGUUACAGUUUAUUAGAAAUGUUUUACGGAGGUUAUAAAUGUAGAAUAAAGCAGAAUAGUUCUUCCCAAAGGCUAAAGGGGUCAAGACCAAAUGCAUGCUUAUUCUCUAAAGCAUCUUCCGUCAUAUUAAGGUUUUGGUUAAAUGCUAUUUAAUGAACCCGUUCAGCAUCAUUUUGUUUGCCGUGUGCAAACAUUUACUUUAAAGAAACCUAUGAUUAUUUCAAAAGAGAAUAUAUGUUUAGGGCAGUACAACAUCAGUCUUCUUCCUUUGUGAAACAUGUGGGUGGAACAUGUAAUGUCUUUUGAGUCAGAGAGCUGUCAUACGUGAAAGUGAUGUAAAAAGAUCACAGCGGUGCACAUAAACGGUGGUUUAUUGAUAUGUUACACCAACGUUUAUGUGCACCGCUGUGAUCUUUUUACAUCAUUUUCAUGUAUGACAGCUCUCUGGCUCAAAAGACAUUACCUGUUCCACCCACAUGUAAAAAGAUCACAGAGGUGUACAUAAAUGGUGGUUUAUUGAUAUUUUACACCAACUUUUGACAUAUUUUUUAUUUUCCCCCCAACUGGAAAAGCUUUAAAAGCUCUAGUACAUUCCACACAGGAAAACAUUUUUUUGUGACUCGCAGUCUCCUACGUUUACAUCCUGUGGAAGUUUUUGUUGUAAGUAACUUCCCAUGGAAAAAGUGACCAUAAUUUAAAAGUUUACAAAUAAUAAUAAUUCACUCAAUAUUUUUGAAAUUGUGGUUGUUUUAAAAUAUUCAAUUUUGAUUUUGGCCUCUGUUAAACUUAUUGCCUGAGAUAAACUAAUCUGAAUUUUUCAUAAGUUAAGAGAAAAAUAGCUAUCUAUGUACAUGACAAAGGAUAUUUACUGCUUCUAAUCUUAAACUCUCUACAACUCUCCAUCUACCGUAAGUUAAGUUUCAGUUAUAUUUAAUUUGCUGUUAUGUCCCACUGAUCUUUAGUUAUUCACUAGAUUGCUGAUAGGCUGUUGGUAGUACACAGUGCUGUGCAGUCACCAGACGCCAUAUUGGUACUCCCUAGUUAGACAGAUCAGAAUGUAAACAAUACGUGCGCAACAGCAGCGAACAACGAUAAUGUCCUCUUUUUCAAUUUUUUUUCUUUUUAAAAUAAAGAUAAAGUUAUCACUCUGACACACACUUGCUGUUUCAUAGCAUCAGUAGAUUCCUGUAAUUUAUGAUAAACAGGCGCAUCACAUUGCAUAUUCAGUAUUAAUACCAUAAAGUCUAUAAAUCAUGUAAUAUAAAAUAUUAUACAAAUCCAUCACUACAAAAUUAGUAGGUUAAUGGAGCAUAAUAAUACUGGUCAGAUAUUAAGAAUAUUACACAUCCACAAACACACACCCACACACACACAAACAAACACUAUCUGAUGAUGUGCCAAAUGUGCUAAAGUAAUGAUAUACAUGAGAUAUACAUGUUUUUUUUUUUUACAUUACAUGACAGGCAUUUUUAUGGUGCCACUUCCUAUAAAUGGGGAGUACCAAGAUGGUGGCAGCUGACUUCAGUUUUUUUGGCACAUCAGCAAUCCAGUGCUAAACGGUGAUCAAUGUUAUGUACCUGUAAACAUUUCUGUAAAUAAAGUUUUUUUGCUGAUUGCUAA
Cyprinodon tularosa is the source of this 2596-nucleotide messenger RNA. Its product is annotated as A-kinase anchor protein 11. Bases 110 to 976 code for a protein of 288 amino acids. NCBI's taxonomy places the organism in Eukaryota, Metazoa, Chordata, Actinopteri, Cyprinodontiformes, Cyprinodontidae. The record is from RefSeq and is a predicted model, not a curated record. The transcript is spliced from 2 exons.